AAAGAAAAAAAAAAAAGCUGCCUCGAGUUUGUUUUUUUUUACUGGCAAACAAGGCCUUGUGUCACCGUCACGUUUGAGAAAACUUCAGCAGUAACCUGGAGGAGCUGGGGGGUCAAAGUGUCAACCCUGCUGCUUUAGAGCCUCGGCCUCAUAUUUCUUCAUGGGAAUGAAUGUGAAUGCCGCUGCUAAACAGGCAUGAGGGACUUCAUUCUUGACUUUGAAUAUUUAGCUGAAGGAUUUUGUUGGUAUUUUCUGGAGGCCUUUGAUUUUUUUGCAGAGGAAUUCACCGCGUUUUGUUUGAUACUUACCUCCACAAUUGAGGAGUUGAUACGCUUCCUCUUUUGUCUGAUCUUGAUUGCAUAGAUUCAAAGCUUUGAACUCAGUUAAACCAUUUAUUAUAGAAGAGAGUGAUUUCAAGCUUAGUUAGAUAAAGUGAGUGUUGAAAAUUUGGUCCAGUGAUUAGCUAAAUUGGUUGGUUGCACACUGACGCUGGCAUCUAUGGGUUCCAUUCAAUAUACUGUUCAUUAUUGUUGUGUUUCUAGAGGUAAUAGGACUCUGUAUGUGUAUACUGAGGGAGAUCGUGAAAUUGAGAAUCUGGCUGUCUUGUGUUUGGAAAGGACACCCCCUUUCCAUAAGUGGUAUUUUGAGACAAUAGGUAAAAGGACAUUUGGAUUUUUGAUAGAAGAUGGAUAUGUGUAUUUCGCAGUUGUUGAUGAAGGUCUUGGAAAUCCAGGUGUACUUAAAUUUCUUGAGCAUGUGAGAGAUGAGUUCAAGAAAGUAGCGAGAAAAAGUUCACGGGGAAGUUUUUCAGGACUAAAUUCAAUCAAUGUACAAGAGCAAUUAGUCUCUGUUAUCCGUCGGUUGAUAACUUCUUUGGAGCUUGUGUCUAAUAGUAGCAAUAAUCAGAAGACUGAAAAUCCUUCCACAGAACUUGUUGGCUUCCCUCCAACACCGGAUAUUGCAAAUGGGCAAACUGAGGUUGCUAGUUCUACCAAAGCACCAUUAUUGGGAAAGUCUAGCAAGCAAGACAAGAAGAAGACCAAGGAUCAUGUGAUUGCACUAAGAGAUCUCGAGUUGGAGGAGCAUCGAAAAUCAACUGAUAGAGGAGUCAAGGCUGAUGUAACUCUUGAUUUUAGUAACCCAGGUGGAGCAACUUCCUCUAUGUCAUCACAGAAGGACUUGGGGUCAACGAGGGUCAGAUCUGGCUCUCAAAGCAUUCGGAAGAAGUGGUGGCGCCAAGUACGGGUUAUUCUUGCUAUUGAUGCAGCUGUUUGUUUAAUACUCUUUGCUAUUUGGUUGGCAGUCUGUGAAGGUAUCAAGUGUACCCGUACAUGAUACAUGAUUAAAGUUAGAGAAUUGGAUUUCCUUUACUUUAAAGACUGCGUAUCAAAGUAUAUAUACUCUUAGAGGACCAGUUUUUAAACCAGUUAAAGCAACAUAUUUUAUAGAUAAGUUGUUUGAAGGUAUGUGCUUCAAAUUUCACUUCUGGUGGCAUGAGAUUUAGGGAAUUCUCUGUACAGCUUCAUAUCUUUGUAUUCAAAGCAUUUUUAUGAGAGUUCUUUUGUUGGAGUGCUUUUGGACCUCUUCGUAGAUAUGUAUAAGCUGUUUUCUUUCGUGUAUCAUGUAUUCAUUUAAACUAUUCCUGCAUUUAUCUAAUCUUGGGCCCACCAGAUAUGUAAUCAGUAUCUCCAUUCUUUAUCUGAUUCAUGAUCUUAAAAUAUUUCCUGCUA
Carica papaya (papaya) is the source of this 1730-nucleotide messenger RNA. RefSeq names its product SNARE-like superfamily protein. Gene Ontology annotation, cellular component: membrane. The record is from RefSeq and is a predicted model, not a curated record. Lineage: Eukaryota; Viridiplantae; Streptophyta; Magnoliopsida; Brassicales; Caricaceae.